UUAUCUUUGGAAUGGAAUGUAUUUUAGGUCGAGGAAAUAAAGCUACAAUAAGGAGCACGUGUUGGUCCUAGCGUCUCCGGGAUCAGCUAUACCAAAAUACCACUCAUAGUCUCAUAGUGUAUGUUCAUCACAGUCGAAAAUGUUUGGGUGUGAUGUUCAUCUUCAAUGAUACCAACCAAGGAGAUUCGCAGGUAUUGUCCAUCGUAGUGUUCAUUGCUUGGGGUUAUGUGAUAGCUACUGGUCAUUAUAUGUCAAACCAAAAUUUAAGAAAAAGUCAACUGAUGUGUUAAAUUUCUUAUAAUAUUCAAAGUCAUGGCAUUUUCUGCUGAUGCUGCUGCUUUCCAGGUGCAGGAACGACUGAAAGCCUUAUAUCAUCUUGUGCAUGAGAUUGAAGAAGAAAGAGUACGGAGUGAACAUAACCUUAACAACAUAUCUAAAGCACAUGACAAAAUAAAUCAAGAAGAAAAAGUUUCUCCAUAUUACCAGCAAAAAUUGAAAGGCUUAUACAAAGCAGCAGUAUCUGAUGCAGCUCAAGAAGAGGAACUUAUAAGAAAUGCCCUUAAUAAAGUGAAUGAAAUUCGGGCAAUUAGAAAUGAAAGGAGAAUUCAAGCAAGAAAUGCUGGUAACAAGGAGACAAUUCGUAGAGGGGCUCUCAUGAAAAUGUUGCAGAGUUCUGCUCAGACCUUACCACUUUGGGUGGGAAAAUUAGGGGAAAAACCACCACCACUUUGUGGAGCAGUUCCAGCAGAACCUACAUAUAUUGCAAAGAUGGGAGAUAUGGUGGCAGCUUUAGUUAAAGGUGCUGAGGAAGGGGACAAUUGGAUUCUGGCUGAGGUUGUGCAGUUCAACCAGGCAACAAAUAAAUAUGAGGUGGAUGACAUAGAUGAAGAACAGAAGGACAGGCAUAUUCUUAGUAGGAGGCGUGUUGUUCCUCUUCCUUUGAUGAGAGCUAAUCCAGAGACAGACCCCCAUGCUCUGUUUCCUAAGGGAGCCACAGUAAUGGCAUUAUAUCCCCAGACAACUUGCUUCUACAAAGCAGUUGUGAAUCAGCUGCCAACUACUUCCACUGAAGAAUAUGAAGUUCUGUUUGAGGACUCAUCUUAUGCCGAAGGUUAUUCACCACCUCUCACUGUGGCACAACGUUAUGUUAUAUCCAUAAAGGACAAGAAAAAUAAAAUUCAAACUUGACACACA
Molecule: messenger RNA, 1194 nt
Organism: Schistocerca cancellata (South American locust)
Lineage: Eukaryota; Metazoa; Arthropoda; Insecta; Orthoptera; Acrididae
Gene: Sgf29
Product: SAGA-associated factor 29
Exons: 6
Coding region: 313-1188 (291 amino acids)
Cellular component (GO): SAGA complex
Source: RefSeq, a predicted model, not a curated record